Sardina pilchardus (European sardine) is the source of this 4043-nucleotide messenger RNA. It is a transcript of the gene dbnlb, whose product is annotated as drebrin-like b. The record is from RefSeq and is a predicted model, not a curated record. Gene Ontology annotation, cellular component: dendrite; lamellipodium; postsynaptic density. The coding region runs from base 177 to 1496 and encodes 439 amino acids. Gene Ontology annotation, biological process: positive regulation of axon extension; postsynaptic actin cytoskeleton organization; positive regulation of dendritic spine morphogenesis. The transcript has 14 exons. Gene Ontology annotation, molecular function: actin filament binding. Lineage: Eukaryota; Metazoa; Chordata; Actinopteri; Clupeiformes; Clupeidae.
CUACGCAUGCGACACAGUAACGCGAGUUGAGAACGCUUGUUAUUUAGAAACUAGUGGUUACAAUAACGUUAGAGGAAGCAAUUUAUUUUCAUACAUCUGCACAUCAUAAUUUUCGGACACGCAGCAAUCAGUUCUGUUGAUCUUGUUACAGGCUUAGAACUCUGACAUCACACAAAAUGUCAGUAAAUCUGAGUAAAAACGGCCCUGCCCUUACAGCAGCAUAUAAAGAAGUGGUGGAUGAGAAAUCUAAAACAGACUGGGCAUUGUUCACCUAUGAAGGAAAUACCAAUGACAUCCGGCUUGCAGAAAAGGGAGAUGGUGGCUUGGAAGAACUCGUAGAAGAGUUGAACAGUGGUAAAGUGAUGUAUGGGUUCUGCCGUGUUCAAGACCCAAACUCUGGCCUACCCAAGUAUGUUCUGAUCAACUGGACAGGUGAAGGGGUAAAGGAUGCCAGAAAAGGAAUCUGUGCCAAUCAUGUUAGCUCCAUCGCUAAUUUUCUCAAGGGGGCCCAUGUGACCAUCAAUGCACGUGCAGAGGAGGAUGUCGAACCUGAGAUCAUUAUGCAGAAAGUGGCAAAGGCUUCUGGUGCUAAUUACAGUUUCCAUAAAGAGUCUAACCGCUUUAAAGAUGAUGGACCUCAAGGUCCUGUGGGCUCAGUGUAUCAGAAGACCAAUGCCAUGUCAGAAAUAAAGAAAAUCAACAAAGACAAUUUCUGGGCUCAAGCUGAGAGAGAUGAGGAAAAGAGACGUCAAGAAGAGCGGCGUAAAACAGAAGAAGAGCGGCAGCUGCUAGAACAAGAGAGAAAAGAUCGGGAGGCAAAGGAAGCCAUGUUGAGGGACAAAAGGGACAAGGAGAGAGCAUCUCAAAUUAAUGACCAGAAGAAAUACCAGCAGCAACAGGAAGUUGAUAAGAGCACAAAUGAGAGACAGCAGUCGUGCAUCAGCAACACCAGAGAGAUGUUCAAACAGAGGGAGAGGGGCAUCACUCCUGGUAAUGUUGACACCACUGCAUCUUGUCCACAGCCAGGGCGAUUGCAAAGCCCUUUUCUAUCUAAGCUGCAAUGUGAGCCAGAUAGGCCACCAUCAUCCUUUCGCCAACCAAUCCUGAUGCCUGCCACAUCUGUCACAUCUGUACCUGACACAGAGCUGAAUGUGAAGGAUGAACCCAACCACGAAAGUAAUGUUGUCACCAUUAAGGCAGAAAGUGAAGUUAUUACAAAGCAGUAUAAAGAGCCUGAAGAGAAACCUUGUGAGCCAGAGCCAGAGGAGCAUGAGGAGCCAGCCCAGGUGCAAGAGCAAAGCAGUUAUGAAGAUGCAGACAGGGGCAUUUGUGCACGGGCACUUUAUGACUACCAAGCAGCUGAUGACACAGAGGUCUCCUUUGACCCCGAUGACAUCAUCACUGGCAUCGAGAUGAUUGAUGAAGGCUGGUGGCGGGGAUUUGCUCCAGAUGGCCACUUUGGAAUGUUUCCAGCGAAUUAUGUUGAACUCCUCUAAUACAGUAAUCCAGACAAUUGGCACAAUACCAAUUGACCACAGGACUAACAGUCACAGAAUCCCUUGAAAGGAACCAGCAAUGAAAGACCCCUUUUCUAUCGGAGGCACCUGCACUGCAACUAUGAGUAUACUUCAUGAACAACAGUCAUGUACAGUAAUGUGAGAUUAGUUUCCAUUUUAUGGCUCACUGCUGGUGCAUAAUUAUUGUUGUGUGUGUGUGUGUGUGUGUGUGUGUGUGUGUCUGUGUGUGUGUUUUUGUUUGUUUUAUUUGUUUGUUUUUUGAGUGUUCACAUUUAACAGGUAUGCAACAGAAGUGAGUACACGCCCAUCCAUUAUCACACAUGUGUCAAGUAAUUAAUCGAUCAACCUGGGUUUGCGUCUGUGUCACUUGUCAAAAUUGGCUGCUAAUUAUCAGUUUAACUUUAACUCAGUUUAACUUUAAUUCAAGUUUGUAUCACCAUAGUUACAUUAUUUGGAAGUUUAACAUUAGAAUCUGUGCUCUUAUGUAAAACUGGAGGUGUAUUUCCUAAAGGAAAUACCUGUGCAUGCGAAGUGUUGAUCGCUAGGUAGACAUCACGGCAAUGGUUCGUGUUUUGCUUGGACAGAGAGAAUGGGAGUCUUUGUGGAGACACAGUAGUCAGCAGAACAGCAAAAAUAUAUUACAUGUCUUCCUUUAUUGUUGAUGACAGUCAGUCCUUAGCAUAAAGGAUUACAGCGUUACACAACUUUCUGGAGAGAUGUACUAACAGUCUUCAGCAACAAUGUAACUUAGCUGCGCGUUGAUGUGGUGUUUGUGUUGCCUUCGAGGCUUCAAGGUAGAUGACAUACUUAGCCAGGUCAUAGCUAUUUAAUUUUUUCCUCUUCAGAAACAUAGUUAUAACAUUUUCUUCUUCAGAAACUCUUUUCUUUUGUAGAAAGUCCUAUUCUGCCAAACGUCUUGAGACUGGACCAAACAAUCAAUUUAUCAGUCAAUCAAUUUGGUAUAUUAUUGUGCAAUAUCAUCAUGAAGCAUAGUCCUAAUACAAUUUACACAUUCACAAGAAAAUACAAUACAACCACUGAAUAAGUAUAAAAGUAUAAUUGAUGUAAUCUUGUCGGGCAGUAUUGUGGUGUAUUCAUUGGAAUUCAUGGUCCCAUCUGUAAGGACACUUCAACACCAUAUCACAUUCCCACUUUUAACCUUGUGCUUUUUGUCACUGUGACCAUGGUUGUAGUCCUGGCCAGGUUUGCACCAAAAUGUGCUUCCAAUAUUCAUUAUGAUGCAUCCUUUGCACUCUCAUUGGUCAUACAUUUUUGUUUUCCGAGUUGUACUGUGCUGUGCAAGUGAUGCACACUCCGUGGUGUCCUUUUCGUUUUACAGCCACUGUGACUCUUAUUGGUAGUGCUAUGGCACAAUGUAUACCUCCUCGUUUUUGCUGUGAUAGUGUCCUUGUAUCCUUUACUAUCUUUGUGAAGGCUUGCAGAUUUUAGAUCAUAUUUGCAUGGUAAUUCCAUGGAUAUUAUUUCAUGGUAUUAUGGGCAGAUACAGAUACAGCCCAUAUGUUCAAAAUUCAGAAACUUCAGGUGGUAUAGCAGAGUAAAUAACAUUAUAUGUCAGCAAUCACAGGUGUAUUCACUCUUGUUGCACUGAGUUUGUACUUUCCGAUCUGUAUUUUUAAUAUAUGGCUUUUAAAGCACUUGUUUUUGUUUGUUCAUAAGAGGAAAAACUGUACUUGUCAACUUGAAAAUAAUGCAAUUAUUGAGAGGCAAUACCAUUUUUAACCAUUUUACAUUUAAAUGAUAUUACAUGGGGGUUUACUCACUUCUGUGGUAUACUGAUUAUAAUUUGAAUACUAGCCAACUCCCUGUUAAGACUUUGAAUUCCUAUUCUUUUUUAGUUUUUUUUCUUUGUUGUUUCUUAGUUUGUUUUCCCAAAGAAAUUACUGUUUAAUUAUUGUUUUUCAAAUCAGUUUUAAAUCGGUAAUUUAAUCAGGUAACUUGCUACAUUCCUCAAUUAUGCAGUACCCCUAUUUUGUAAAUCUGACAGACAUAGCUAUUGCUCUUUAUUGUGCACCCUGUAAAUUAUUUGGCUAACAUCUGGUAUUGGUCUAGAUUGUUUUUAAGGGGAAGAGUUCAUGAAGUAAUUAUGUUGCAGUGAUGCUGCUGUGGCAUUUGAUAUGAAAAUGUAAUCCACCAUCAAAUCAUGGUGAAGUAUUUGUUUCCCACUGUAUUGCAGGCAGGAUACAUAAGGAUAAUAUUGUUUUAUUUUAGUAAUGUCAUUAUAAGAAAUGUUCUACUUGACUUCUGUUUCCUUAGCAUUAUGAAGUCUCUCACUAUACAUUCCUAUAUCAGCAUUUCAAUUACUAUCCAGACAUCUACAGCUAUUAAGAGAGUAUGUAGAUUCACAAACAGAUAUUGACAUCAUCUGUGAUUCCAGUGUAAAACUAUUUUAAAAAAAUAAUAAGUAUAUGUUCGGGGCUUUGUGAUCUUGAAAAUCUGAUGACACAUGAAUACAUUUUCUGAAUUGUCUGUUUGGUUCAGAAAUAAAGGAAUCUAAAUACCUUCCAA